GGUUUACAACGGCAUUUGUUGAGAACAAUUUCGUUAAUAUGUAUAGAGAACAAACAAAUCAUUGAAAGUUUUUGAUGGUAGUCUGAGAGUCACACUGGAUGUUCCCCGGCCUGCAAGUAGUAGUGUUAGAGUAAGUGCAAGAUAAGAAGAGUUAUUUCUUCUUUCUUAUUAUAUACUAGUUCAUAGACCUUUAAACACACACACAAUACGUUUAGAGUGCUUCUACUAGUAGAAACACAAGUGGAUCAUCGUCAUCCCCUUAUACACCAAGUGCUUCCGCAAGGUCGACCACGACACACCCGACUGCAUCAUCAUUAUCCGGCUAUAGUUAUAAUGGUAGUGAUCGACUACAAAAGCCAGAUGCUUCAUCCCGUGGCAACAGCAUGUCCUCUUCUUCCAGAAACAAGCAAGUCAAUCGCAAACCUGAAACGGAUGAUCCUCGUCGAAAACAAAUUGUAAUGGCCUGCUUUCAAGAGAUGCAGGAGGAGCGCAAAAGGAUCGCUGCUCACCAAGGCAUAGAACAACCGGCAACCACGAUUUUCUCAGAUACCGAUCUCAAGAUCUUUGUUUGUAUCUCUUUUCUUUUUUUUCCUCUUCCUCUCUAGCCACAUAUAUCAAUGACCAAUAUUCUUCCAAUGUUCUAGGCCGAAAGAUUACCAACAAAGAUCACGGACUUCAUGAACGUAAGAAGCAUGACCGAAGAAAAGUAUGACCGAUAUGGAAGCAAAUUCAGACAAAUUGUUGCAAAGUAUGCGAGACAGUAUGAGGCUCUGGCUGGCACUACUACGGACACAACAAACUGAACCCGACCAGCAUUGUAAAUAAUAUACACCUCUUUGUAUAAUACAUCCCUAUGUUCCUACUACCUUCUCCAACUACCUGUAAUGCCUUAAUAACUUUUCUUUGAUAUUCAACAUGUCAUGUGUACAUAUAGCAUACGUUAUUUUUCGUAUGGAAAUAAAUAAUUAAUGAAGCAUCAAUCACACAGA
Messenger RNA from Zychaea mexicana, 989 nucleotides. RefSeq lists its product as uncharacterized. The transcript is spliced from 3 exons. Lineage: Eukaryota; Fungi; Mucoromycota; Mucoromycetes; Mucorales; Lichtheimiaceae. The record is from RefSeq and is a predicted model, not a curated record. The coding region runs from base 384 to 605 and encodes 73 amino acids.